Messenger RNA from Colletotrichum orchidophilum, 408 nucleotides. RefSeq names its product ribosomal protein L34. The transcript is spliced from 2 exons. The record is from RefSeq and is a predicted model, not a curated record. Lineage: Eukaryota; Fungi; Ascomycota; Sordariomycetes; Glomerellales; Glomerellaceae. Gene Ontology annotation, molecular function: structural constituent of ribosome. Gene Ontology annotation, cellular component: ribosome; mitochondrial large ribosomal subunit. Gene Ontology annotation, biological process: translation. Bases 1 to 408 code for a protein of 135 amino acids.
AUGAUGCGCCAACCCAUUACGAGCCUGGCGAAGGGCUUCCUCUCCCGCCCGACCACUCAGCCGGUUCGCGUCAUCACUCAGUCGCUCUCACAAAGGACGUUCUCCUCCUUCCCCUCGUUGCGUCCGUCCAUCACACCUCUCACAUCCGCCUUCCGCCGGCCGAAUGCCACGCCGUUCACUCCCUCGACCGCCGACGGCGCCGCCGACUUGGUCCCCACGAGCGCCAUCACAGAGCACCCUGCCCUAGGCGCAAUGCAGCUUCGCUGCGGUCCUCGCAACACCAUGAACCGAAACACUCGCCUGAUUCAGAAGCGCAGACAUGGCUUCGUUUCCCGCAUGAAGACCAAGGACGGACGCAAGAUUAUUGCCCGAAGGCGCCAGAAGGGCCGCACCAAGCUCGGUGUCUGA